Capsicum annuum is the source of this 576-nucleotide messenger RNA. RefSeq names its product protein TRACHEARY ELEMENT DIFFERENTIATION-RELATED 7A-like. The coding region runs from base 91 to 429 and encodes 112 amino acids. Gene Ontology annotation, biological process: plant-type secondary cell wall biogenesis. NCBI's taxonomy places the organism in Eukaryota, Viridiplantae, Streptophyta, Magnoliopsida, Solanales, Solanaceae. The record is from RefSeq and is a predicted model, not a curated record. The transcript has a single exon.
GCUAAGAUCUUAGUCCUCCUCAUUCGCAACAUCUUCAAGAAUUCCAUUAAAAGUCUCAUCAUAUAUCAAUUCCAAAACAUUUCAUAAUUAAUGGCUUCCAAUUUGGAGAACUUCACACAUUAUAUCAUAAUCGUUGUGUUCCCAGUAUUCGGUUUCUUUUUGUUAUGCAUGGCUUUGUUUGCGCUACACUGCUACUUAAAGAAGAAGAAGAACAAAACAACAUUGGUCGAAGAAACAGAAGCUAAGCACGUCGAUGAGAAUAUGAGAGUUAAAGAAAAUAUUGUUAAAGGCCCCCAUGGACAACCGGAGAGUGUGAUGUUAUCAGUGGAGGAAGACUUGCAUGUAGAUGAUGACAUUAUUAGGAAAAAGAAAGAGUUAGAAGCUCAAAGGAAUAUGCAUGCUUCUUCUUCAGGAUAUAGUCAAAGCUAGACGUGUGGAGCAUCAAGUCAUGGUUUCAAUUAUAUAAAAUAAAGACAAAGUAUGAAAAAAUUGUCAUAUCAAAAUAUUAAUUUUCUUUGUUUUAGUGUCAAUUUGUUAACGUGCAAAUAUAAGAUCUAUGUUGAUGAUGAUUAUUUA